UUACUGUUUGUAUAAUUUUAUUGAGAUUAAGUUGAACAAUUUCAAUUGGAUUUAUACUACAAAUUAUUAAUGCAAUUCAUACUUUUUUCAUGUUAUAUUACGUAAUUGGAUAAAUUAACUAUCGAGUUUCCUUUCUCUUUUAAGUAAAUAAAAUCAUUAACAACAUCAACAAGACAUUUCGAUGGCCAAUGUUGAUAUGACCUGGCCAACAACAAUAGUUACUGUAUCUGGUGAAAAAACAGUAUUUGGUCAACGUAGUAGUAGUAUAACAGAGAAAUCAUCUAAUGACAAUAUACAAAAAACGAUCAGUUCAUCUAUUCAACAUGAUAUUGAAAACUUAAACUUAAAUCAUUUGAAUGAAGAUGAACGUCAAAAGGUUUUAUGUGUAGUAAAAAAAGACUUUGAAGUACGUGCUAAAGAACGAGAAAGAUUGAACCGAUUUCGUUCAAGUAUUUUAAGACGAGAUAGAGAAUUGGCUGUUAAAAGUUUAACAUCAACUACUGAAAGUACAUCUUGUUUAUUAUGUGGACGUGCAUUUAUACCUUUGAUUAAUCCUAAACAUAUAUGUUUCAAUUGUCAACGUGAAAUUUGCCGAAAUUGUUCAGAAUCUAUGAAUAAAUACGAUGAAUUCUUAUGUAGAAUGUGUUUAAAAGAGAAUAAUGUUUUGAUGGAACUUUGCACGUGCAACUGUAUUUUGGACUUUGAUUUCCACAAGGCUUAGGCGUAUUUCGAAGGUGAUAGACUACCAAACUGACUCUCGACCCAUGCUCACUUUCAAUGCACUGGACUAACAGACAUGGUUACUAUCAUCAUCAUUACAGUGUAAAAAAACAGAAGGAAAGAACAUUUAGCAUGGAACUUGAAAACUUUUUAAAAAGUAUUAAGUGUACUAUAAAAGUAAGAACCCUCAAUCAUUCAUCAUCUCAACAAUGUACUCGAUAUUAAGUCGCUUAGACCAGUGGUCACCUUGAAACUUGACUGUGAGAAUUCAGUCAACAAUUAAAAAGACAAUGAAUAAUACUCAACAACUAAUCAAUUAUAAAAACGGUUUUUAUUAUUCAAUGAUCCAUGGAACCUUUUUCAAAUGGUUACUAUGUGAUUUUGGAAUAUGCACUAAAAUUUACCUGCUACAUAAUAUUGGUAAAAAUUCGUUUUUAUGUGCCAACUUGAAUUCAUUCGUUUAAAAAAAUUAUCGUGCAAUGACAUGUAAUUGGUUUUACGAGACAGUAAUUCAACGAUUCAGAGAAUUCGGAAGUACAACUGUUGCUAAAAGUUUAUUUGGAUCAACGUACAAACAAGUUCAAAAUAUGGCUGAAGAAGAACUUUGGAAUCUUUUAUUUCGAUCUUCAUCAUCCAAAAGGAACUCUAUCGAAUCGAAAGAAUCAGACAAGUUUUAUUCAGCAGAUCAAGCUAGAGAAGCACAAAUUAAAAAAUUAAGAAAUCGAUUAGAAAAAUUAAUGGAAGAAACUUUAUCUGAAUUAAAUGGUGUUGAAAAAAAUGAUUCAUUAUCACCAAGACAAAUCACUUGGCAACAUGAAAGUGUGGGCAUGAAGUUUAAAAAGAACGCCUGUCGUGAAAUGAGAAAUUUCAUUCAAAUUCUCUACAUAACAACUGAAAAGGAACGAAUGAGUCAAGGUAUGAACACUAAGAAUAUUACUCCAUACGUAAUGGAUACUUUAGAAGGUGAAAUUGGUCGAAUAGUUGGAUAUAGUGUGAAGGGUGUUACAGAUACAAACAGUUUGGCUGGUGAAGAUGAUAAAGAAUCUGUUACAAUGGUUGAUCGUGAUAGUGUAGAAGGACGAUUGGCUGAGAUUCUUUUCAAUAAACUCUAUUCCGACAUUAAUUCUACGAAACAAGAAACUGUUAAAAAGUUUUCAUUUCAAACAUCUAAUCCCAUAGUAACUAAUACAAAUUUCAAUAAAUCAUCUUUCAAUUUCAUGAAUCAAUCAAAUCAAAAAGAUGAACUCAAUGUAACAGAAGGUUUUCCAAUUCGAAUGGAAUAUUCUUUACCAUAUAAUGAACAAUGCGAACUUCAAUGGUAUAAAUUAAACAAUAAAAAUCAACGAGUCCCAGUCAAACUUGAUUUUCGUAUUGAACAUGUUAUCACUGGUGCAAUUCAUAUGUCAUUCAAACAACACCAACAAUUAAAUCAUCAAUAUCCAAAACAUCCAUUUGUUUUGUCAAAUUCAGGUUUGAUUACAAAUGAAACAAAACAAAAGUUGAAUCAAUGGAAAUGUAAAUUAUUAGAAUCUGGAUCAAAUACUAAUGUCAAUAAUAAUAAUAAUAGUGGUAAUGAAAUCAUCUACCUACAACAUCAUCUCAUCAUAUGGGCAAGUAAACCUGAUGAUGCUGGAAGAUAUUUUGCAUCAAAUCAAUAUCCAUCGAAUACAGAUGGUAUAUCAUCAACCGAAGAGAAGGAAUUUAUACUACAAGUAAUAAAAUCCAAUCAAUCAUCAGGCAGUCCACAAUGCUCACCAGAAUUUAUUGAACCUCUUAUAGUACAACCAAUGAGCAGUGCUACUAGUGAUCCUUUUAUUGAAAUGACAUGUAUAGUGACAGGCAAUCCUAUACCAAGAUGUUUAUUAUACCGAAAUUCAGUACCUAUCCCAGUGGUUGUAAUGCCUUUUCUCAAAAUCGAACCUAAUGAUCCACUAUCUACAUUGAGUUCUUUAACGCAAAAAUACACUGUCACAACAUCAUUAUUUGAUUUAAACAAAUCAGAUCGAUCAAACAGUUAUACAAGAAAGAUUACACUACGUCUUAAUCGACCAUCCAGUUCAGAAGACAUAGCCACCUAUAGUUGCCGUGCAUGGAAUUGUCAUGGUCGAACUAUUACAUCAAGUGUUUUAUCAAUGCAAGAUCACUUCGCUAAAUUCGAUUGUCCCUUAGAAAAACCGAAUAUGAAUGACAAUAUCGAUAUGGUAAAAAUUGAUUCAAUUCAAUCAUCAGUAAAUACUUCUCAAAAUGUUCGUGAUAAUGGUGAUGCUCUGAUCAAAAAAGAAGAAUUCCCUCUCAUUACCGUAUUAAGUGAUUCACAUGACAGUAUCAGUGAAUUCAAACGAUUUGAACCGAAAUAUUCAAGUUCUAUCAUUGAAAUAUCUCCUGAAAACCAAUCCAUCGAUGUUAAUAUGAAAACCUCUACUGUGAUAAAAACAGUAAGUUUUCUUUCAUUGUUUUCCUUCAUUCAAAAUCAAUUAUUUCUUUGACGAACCAUUUAUAGUGUUAUCAUCGAGUAAAUUUUCCCAUCACUUUUUAAGUUGAAAAUUAAAACUUACUUACGCCUGUUAGUCCAAAUAGAGCAUAGGUCACCGACCAGCGUUCUCCAACCUACUCUGUCCUGGGCCCUCCUUUCUAGUUCCAUCCAACUUUUGUUCAUUCUUCUCAUGUCUGUCUCCGUUUCUCGAUGUAAUGUGUUCUUUGGUCUUCAUCUUCUCCUUUGGCCUUGAAGAUUCCAAGUGAGGGCUUGUCUUGUGACGCAGCUGGAAGCUACUAACUUUUAAUAGGACUUAAUACUUUAUUCAUUUUAUGACCAAUUAACUUAAAUCAUCUCUAAAAUUCGUUUAAAGUAACGAGAUUAAUCAUAUUAUCAUUAUAAGGUUGUGGAGACUGAAUUUCAAAGAAAUCAUGAACCGAUCAAUUUUAGACCAUCAUUAAAAACCAUGUAGCAUUAGACGGAUGUUUUGCUCUAGUAUGGGACUACUCAACCAUGUAUAACCACAAUCCCACCAGCAGGAAUCGUACCUAAAACCUUCGGUUUCGCGCCCAAACCCUUAACCUUUAGGUCAUUGAGCCAACAUCAAAUAGAGUUAAUGUUUAAAUUUAACCAGUUCACGAUACUGAGUGAUCAUCUUCCACUUUUUUAGUUGAAUUAGUGCCUCACACUGAAUAUAGAUUAUAUCCACUAGUCAUAGCUUCUCACUAGGUUCCAGAAAAUUUCCUCUCGAAGUUCGUCACAAGUGAGCAUAUGAUAACGUUCAGUAUGAGAUUGUUGAAUUUCAUUCCAAGUUUUCAUUGAUUGUCCAACUUAAUGAAAUGUAUCAUUUUUAUUAAGUUCAACAAAUUGUAAAUGUCAAAUAACUCGUCAAGGAAUUUAUAAUGAAGGGGAUGAAAUGGCCGUCCAGUGCUUCCAGGUUUUCCAUGGCGGUCUAGCUUCAAUUGACUCACGACCUCCACUAUUAAAAUUACUAUAAUAUCCACAAAACCCCUCCUGAAAUUAAUAAUGAAUUUUUUAUUUCCUGUUCACCCGAAUUUAGUCAAUAAUAAAUUCAUAUUUGUGUACAGUUGAAUGAUCUUCAAAAACUUUAUUAUCAUAAUAGGCUCAUCACAAUUUAAUGUUGAAAUACUUAACUUUUCACCAAGAAACAUGCUAAACAUUCCAAGGAAUUUCUGUCAAUUCAAAUCUCUAUUCGGACACCUAGAAUAAAACUGUCUGAAAACAUAAAACAUGGUCGAUAGCAUUCGAUGUGCACUAAAUAAGGACUUGACACACAUGACAUUGAUCAGCACCCAGUGAUCAAUCAAUUGUGAUUACAUCUCAGUUCUACAAGAGGUCGGUAGCGGCCCGGAUAGCUCAGUGGUAACGUCUCUGACUGUGAAGCUGAGUGACACGGGAUCGAAUCCGCCAGGGAGCACCAGUUGCCUCAAGAUUACAGGUACACCUUACUGACGAGUGCCAAUUAGCACAAAACCCGGGUCCAGGGUUUCCUGUCGACUACCUCCAACCACCAUCUAAACUUAAGACAUUUCAAAUACUACGAAGUCAUUGGAAUUAAUUUAAUAUGACUCCAAAAAUGAACAACUACUAACUUUUAAGAGAUUGAGUCUUCAACGGACACAAUACAGUUAGGUUAAUUAAACAAACUAAUUAUAUGGUUCCUAACUAAUUCCAUUUCUUGAUAUAGAAAUGCCUUCAAAUUAGACUGAGAUUUUUAUUUCAAAAAAUUCGAAUUUAAUAAGAACAAGUGUACGCUCAUCAAUAUGCUGAUCGUGAUAUAUUUUCGAGGUUUUCAAUGAAAUCCACACUGAACACAAAAUGAAGCUCGUGCUACACAGAGUAUUGAUUGGCUCUAGUAAACAUGGAUUAUCGUGGCUCUUCCACUUCACAUUAGCUUUAUUCAUUUAAAGCUGAAAUUAGUUUACAAUAGAUUUUUAACGUCAAAUUACAUCAAACUGUCACAGGAUUAAUUAAAUCAAUUAAAAUGUUUAUUUCUCUAAAGUCUGAUAACUUUGAAAACUAAUUUAACCUUAUUAGAAAAGAUUAAAUCAUAAAUUGAUUAAAGACAUUUAUUAUCAAAUGAGGUUGCGUACUAAUCAAGGGGUAAGGGAGAAAAUAAUUUAUGGGUCAGAUAUGAAGAACAACAAACAUAAAGGUCAUAAUAAUGAACUGAAUAAUAAUCGAGCAAACUUGUAUAAUUUUAAUAGUUGAGAUCAUCAGUCAAUUGAACCUAGAUCACCAUGGAAUACCUGGAAGCAUUGAAUGGCCGUUUCAUCCUAUUGUGGGACUCCUCAAUAGUGCGCAUCCACGAUCCCAUCCCGCGAGAUUCUAACCCAGGACCUAUUAGUCUCGCAUGCGAACGAUUAAUAUCUAAACCACUGAGCUGGCCGGCAUCCGACGGUAUUAAUGUCUAACUUCAACUAGUCUAAGAAAUUGAGAGACACAUCCACCAUUGUCAUCAGUGAGUUACUAUCUGACAACAGACACGGUUGAACUCCACUGGUCACUGCUUCUCACUAGAACUCCAUGCAAUACCUCUUGGAGACCGUCACUAGUGAGCAUAUGUUGAUUAGUAUCAGAAGAGGUUUUGUGGAGAUUGUAGUAACUUCAAUAGUUGAGAUCACGAGUCAAUUGAAGCUAGACCAUCAUGGAAAACCUGGAAGCACUGAACGGCACUUUCGUCCUAUUGUGGGAUUCCUCAAUAAUAAUAACUGAUUCGAGUUUAAAAUUGCAAAACAUAUCUAACCUAUAAAUUAUUUGCUUCCUUACCCCUUGAUUACAUACGUAACCUCAUUUGAUAAUAAAAGUCUUGAAUCUAUUUAUGAUGCAAUCCUUUCUAUCCUCCUAUAGACAUAUAAUUUCCAUAUAACUAACCUUGUUAAUCUAUUUUUUUCUGUUUUAUCUGAAUGUUUCUCUUUGUUGUUCGUCCCAUUUUAUUUUAUUCUAAUACUUGUUAUGUAUAUGUAUAUGUAUGCAUGUGUAAAAAUGAUUAUGUUGUUAUCAUCCUCUUGAUUGUUACAAAUACUUAACGCUUGAACAUUUCAUAUAUUUAUCAUAUUAAACACCAUAUUGAUCUUGUUAUAUAACUGAUCCAUUGGGUGACUGAUUUUCCUCAUUCUCUAUAUCCGUCAUUAUUAUUAAUUUAGCAUCGUUGCUGUACACAGUGUGCAAUGAUAUGAAAAAUUAUGAAAUAUACUUUUUUUAAGUAAUCUGUGAUAAAUUAUUCAUUGUUACCAUUUAAAAUGUAUAAAAACUGUAUAUAUGACGGAUGGUGAUGAUUGUAGCGGUGACCGUAACUAUUCAGGUCAUAGGACUAAACACAAAGGACUCCAUUAGAAUGAAUGGCGAGACUAUAAUUAAUGAACGAACCAAUCAGGUAUAAGAUAACAGGUCUCGGAUUCGGGAGCGAAAUUCAUUCAUCCAUUUGGAUAAAUAGAGUUUUGGUAUUAUACCUGAUGUCAGUUCGUGAUGAAAAACCGAAAUAUAAUUCCUCAGAUUAAUCAUCGACUGUAGAUUAUAAUUCUAAUUUCUCACAUAGGUUCAUAACCCUCAUUUGGUCCUGGUUAUUAAAUGAACACUAUCAAGGUCAGCCUGGAGUCGCCCAAAGCUCGUCCAUAAAUUAUAGUCUCACCGAAUGAAUUUCACCAGUUGAAAUAUACUAUUCAAAAGAGUCAAGUUAAAUCAAGAGUGAAGAUAUAUGGUGAUCAUGUAUUUGUAUGACAUAAUGAUUUAGUUGAUUAGGUUGUAAAGAUUCGUUUAAUUUGUGAGUGGUUGUCAUGACGAGUGAACAUUAGUUAGAAUAACUCUGAGAACAAGGAAUCAUCUUAAAAGUAUUUUAUAUUAAUAUAAAUUAUCAAUUUUAAAUUGUUGAAAGAGUUCAGCCAAGCUAAAAGUGAAAUAAUCAUCAAUUUAGUAUGAGAUCGCAAGCUUAUUACUCUAUAUCAUGAAUAUAAUCCAAAAAUGUAGAUCGUUAUGUUCCAACCCUCAUUCUCUUUCUUCUCAAAGAUCCUGAAUUCUAACUCUGGAUAGAUUGUGGCUAAAUCUGUCUAACGCUCUGUGAUUUUUUCAUUGAUAUUGAUGUCCAUUAAUGAAGAAAACCAGUUUUAGAUAGUAUUACUUAAUCGUUAUUGUAGUAUGUCAAUUUUUCUUGUUCAAGUCACUUGACCAGUUACAUCAUUCAAAAUAUUCUCUUAAUCGACUUAUAAAAUCCCAGUUAUUCGAAUUCUUAGCACCGAUUGAUAUUUAAUGGACGAAAAAUGAAACGACACUUGGUUAUGUAUUUUUUUGUUAUCAAGUUAUUGAAUAUCAUAUUGUUAGCAAAGAUGGAAUAGUUACCGACACCAAAACAGUAUCUUAUAUUAUGAAUAAUGUUUACACAAUGUGACUUCAUAAUUAACUAUUGUAUUAGUGAGAACAAAUAAAAUUUAAGAAAACAGUCAGAUAAGUCUAUGUCUAGUCACCAUAAGCAGUGGAGAUCCAAAGAAACUUUAAACAGAAAGCUCUCAAUACUAUACUAAAGGAUUUUUGAAUUAUUAAAAUGAUACCACAUUAGUUAUCAUUGAUAACAACUUAAGCUAGUGGAUUUUGCAUUACACUUUUAUAUACAGUCUAUAUGAAUCCACGAAUCAUAAUGAUUUCAUGCUUCGUUGUGAAUUCACUGGCAGGACUUAUCAGCACUCAAUCAUCACACUUAUUCAACCCAGUUUUAAACUUAAAACAAAGUUGUUCUAGUUUGUGGAAAUCUCUUUCAAGAAUAAAUAAUUUAGAUGAUGGCAUCAUUUACCGUUUGCAAUAAAAUAAUCUCUUCAGAACUCAUGCCUGUUGCGCACGUGAGAAGCUAUCUUGACUCAGUAGCUAAGUGGAUUACGCGUUGUCGUUUGAAGUGACAUAUAUUGGGUUCAAGUCUGCGGGUAAACAUCAAUUUUAGAAUGCAGAUACAUUCAUCUGACCAGUCCCAAACAGGAUGAAACGUUCAUUCUGAUUUUAACGGCUAUUCCGUAAAAACAUUGCUUAUUUUUUUAUAAAAUCACUUAUUGUUUAGCCUUCACUAGAAAGUAUGAUCAUUAUCAUGUUAAUAAUAUUCACUUUUGAUGAUAGUUUUCAUCAUGGAAUAACGUUAUUUGAAGAUCCAAGAAAGCUAAACGGUACUCGGUUUCUGUUUUACUCUCGUUUGAUUCUCCUCAACAGUCCAUAAUCCUGCCUCUGCCAAGCCCCUAAAACCAUGAUCCUCUGAUUUUACUUCAAUCAUAAUACACUUAAACUAAAGAGUUGUAUCCCACUUAACUCGAUCAUUUUAACGUCAGUAAUGUCACAGUCCAUAUCGCAACAACCAAAUAAUCGUGUCAUUCAGUGAUUACCACAAAUACUAAAUACAGUUAAUCUCUUUUCAGUCUUCCUUUUUAUACAUGAAAGUGUUUUAAAUAAAUCAUCCUCAAUAUUCCCUUUAUUGUUAUUCAGAGUAAUAGAACGAUAUUUUUUUAGUGCAUGUAAUAUGAAUUGAGUUUUGAAUUUAGUGUUGUGUGCAGAUAACAGAAAUUUAUAUUGACCAUACUAACUGAAUGCAUGGAUCACACCACAAAUAUAUGUAGCCUGGUUUUGUUUGUUUUUGCCAAUAGUGCAUAUUUAUCUCAUAAUUUCUUUUCUCCUUUUUUUUCUUUUCUUUCCGUUAGACUAUUCAUAAAGAAAAUGAAACAACUGAAUCAUCUAGUAGAAAUAUUUCAGAAAUACUAAUGAAAAAAUCACACGACAAUGACACCACAUCAAAUAUUUCUUCUGAUAUUGAUACCAAAAAUUACAAUACUGUUAAUAUUCCUUCAUCGAAACGACAAAUUAUCAAAAUAUCAGAAGUUACAUCGUUACAUGAAGAAAUUAAUAUGAUUAAACACAUUUCAGAAGAUAAUAUAUCACAAUCUAAUUAUAAUCAAUCUAGGCGAAGAAUAUCACUACAAUCACCUGGACCGACAAUUUUUAUUGAUCGACGACAUAGUAAAGGAAAUCGUAGAAGCAGUACAUCUUCAAAUAUUACUGAACUUUAAUAAAUAAUCAAUAGAUUGUGUAUUACAUAACAUUAAUAAGCAUCUAUAAUAUUGAUUUUUUAUAAUCAUAAUCAUAUGUAUUAUUAUGUAUGAAAAUGUUUUUUUCUAUCUUUAACACGAUAUACUACUGAAUUACUUUUAAUGUGAUCAACUUAGAUCCAAUUUGUUUUAUAAGAUGCUUUUUAUUAUUAUUAUUAUUAUUAUUAUUAUUUUGACUGAAUCGAUAUUUCGUGUUUGUUUAUUUAUUUGUUUGUUUUUCCUAAUUAUCUAUCCUUUCAGUUCAUCAAUAUUUUCUUUAUGAGUUCUAGUACUAAGGUUAAUGUAUAAAAAAAACAUACUAUAAAUGUUAAAAGGAAAGAUUGUUGAAUAAUUCGAUGAAUAAUUGUUUUCUUAGAGCAAAGGGGGAAAGGCUUUAAAAGACUUAGAUUCCUAACGAUUAUGAAAUUUCGUAUAUUCAGGUAAUAUUGAAGCACUUGUUCAUAGUACACGUGUACCAACAGAGAUUGAUUAAAAUCUAGGGAGAAAUCUCGAUAAUAAGAAAACAUAGACUUAUCAAAUUAUAAUUUUCACAUCCAAUGAACUAAAUAGUGAUCAUUAUAAACUCUCUGAGUGGAUAUUACAUCAGGAUCUGAAGUGAUAAGUGCUGAGGUCUAGGUUAAUUUAGUAGAUGAGUCUCAAAUAAAACAACAUGGGCGUCCUGGAUUUCAUUGUCUUAAUACAUCCUACAAGAUAAUCACUUAAAUCUUAAAAUAUUUUAAAUGACAACAAGGACUUUUCAAUCAAAC
Messenger RNA from Schistosoma haematobium, 10034 nucleotides. RefSeq lists its product as uncharacterized. The transcript has 20 exons. Gene Ontology annotation, molecular function: small GTPase binding; myosin binding; actin binding. The coding region runs from base 1200 to 3206 and encodes 668 amino acids. Gene Ontology annotation, cellular component: cortical actin cytoskeleton. Lineage: Eukaryota; Metazoa; Platyhelminthes; Trematoda; Strigeidida; Schistosomatidae. The record is from RefSeq and is a predicted model, not a curated record. Gene Ontology annotation, biological process: intracellular protein transport.